AUGGCGUCGAUCCGAGUCGUACCGGCUCGCGCAUCCGAGCCGUCUGCGCGAGUCGAGAGUUCUCAGCUGUCUCGUUCACCCUCGCCGCAGUCUUCUCCGCAGAGAGGUCGCUUGCCUCCUCUGGCGCCGAUCGACUCUGAGGACGCUCCGCCUGCUUCGCUGUCGUCCUCCUUCGAAGCCGACAACGCGCAGACGCCCCUGGCAGUCUCUUCUUCUCUCGCGUCUCUGCGCCGCCGCUCGCUGCUCUCGUCCUCCUCCGUCCCGUCACUCGCGCUCUUCUCUGCCUCCUUCGUCGCCCGGCACCCGCUCCGCUGUAUCUACAGCGAGCUUCACACGCUGCUGACUGUGAUCCGCGUCGCCGGCUCGGCGUCGAGUCUCUCUGCUUCGCUGCACUCCGCGUCGGCCAGCUGCUUCGGAGAUCCGCAGGCGUUGCCUCCGCCGCUCUCAGGCUUCGUCGAGUCCAUCGAGAGCCUUCUCGCUUCGCUGCACCGACAGAUUCACCGCGAGUCCGACCUCGAGGACUUCCGUUCGCUCUUCUCUGUGUGUGGGCGCGACUCGCGGCGCGAGAGCGCCUCGCGCGCGACGCCCCGGAGAGCCGCCGACGGCGCUCUAGACACCCGAAGCCGCGGUGGAGACUCGCGACAACCGUUUUGUGAGCCGCGCCGCGAGAUUGCUUCGAAUCGAGCCUCGAAAUCGAACGAGUGCGACCCUCUCCCCUCUCCUGUCGCCACCGCUCUGUCUCCUGUCUCGCCUUCCCCGUAUUUUCUUCGCUCCUCCGCUGUGACCUCUCGAGUGAACGGUGCUCACCUGGCUCCCUUCUUGUUCGUGGUGGCGGACCUCUGGCCGCUGGUCCACUCGUCGGCGACGCAGAGUUCGCGGUCGCCGUCGCUCGCGCAGCUCUUCAGUCCGCGGCCGGUCGUCGCGGGGGCGCUCGCGUCUCUUGCCAAGUUCGUAGCGCAUGACUUGCUCGCGCCUGCACACUGCGAAGACGCCGCGCUGCUCGCCAAUCAAGUCGUCCAGGCAGUCUUGGCUUGCGCGCACCAGCAGCUGCACCAGCUGGCGACCCUCGCCCUCUCUCCGCGGGCCUCGUUCUCGGUGUUUCCGCCUCUCGCCCAAGCGUCCACUCUCGCGAACGCAGGCGUCGAGGAGGAGGUCGUCCUGCACCGCGCCGUCAGUCUCCUUCUCGCGGUCGUGGAGUCGUCAGCGGGACCGCUGGUGGCGGACGAGGGCCUCUGGGAAGCUCUGAAGCUUUGCUACUUCGUCGUGCGACAACCAAAGAUCUCGGGCGUCUUGCGCAGCCACACAGAGGCCGUCCUCAGCGAACUGCUGCUCGUCAUCUUCGCUCCAAAGCGACAUGCCUUCUCCGCAGACCGAGAGCGAGACUGCUCCAUGGGAGAGGUCGAGGAGGCGGCGUUUGUGAGGGGAGAAGAAGCCGGAGACGGUCGGGUGGAAGACCGGGGUGCGAGGGAGACUCCGAGUGGCGUUCGGCGAGGAGGCGUUUCAGAGAAGAAAUCGGAUCGCCACGCAUUGGCCAAAAGCCUCCAGCCGGCGACCGUCUCCUACCGGCCUCAUGGUCUCGGGGGGCUGUACAUGGCGCUGCGAUUCAUCGCCUUUCUGAUCGCUCAUGGCCUCCCAUUUUCGUCCUCUUCCUCUCGCGCCCCGCCGUCGCUCCGCGCCGUCCCCCUCGGAGGCGAAGAGACUCUCAAAGCGCCGGCCUCGUCUGGGGCCGCCGGCGCCGCGCCGGAGUCUUCGAGCGCGUCGGGAUCCGUCCUCGUUUCGGAGGCCAGCGCCUCCUCCGAGGCGUCUCCGCCGACUCUGCAGAGUGCGUCGGCGGCGUUCUACGCGAGCGAAGAAGACCUGUCUUCCUCCGCUGUGUCUCCUCGAGACGUCUCCUCGCGGCGCAUGCGAAGCGCGGACGCAGGUGCGUCGAUUCGCAAAAUGGAGCUCGACUUGCUGGCGCUUUAUGACGACUUUUGUCAGAAGGGGAAGGGUGACGAAGACUUCCACCUCGAGAUGCGCGCGCUCGGCUUGACUCUGUUGAAUGGAGUGCUCGAAGCGGCAGGUCCCGCCAUCGCCUGCGCGCCGUCUUUGCAGCAGGUGAUGCGCGAGGAGGUCGCAUGGGCGAUGCUGGGCGCGGCGGCGGGAUCGGUGUUCGCGUCGGGACGCGACGCGUCGCUCUUGGUGGCCUCCGAGCUGCUCCGCGCAGUGUGGAACCUCCGUACCUUCUGUUUCCUGCGUCCAGUCACUGAGGCGAUGCUCUUGCAGACGGCGCUGCUUCGCGUCCUCGCCUCGCCCCUGCAUCUGCUGCUCUUCGAGCCUCCCGCACAUGCACUCGGACCUCCCGGGACGUCUUCAGCUGGCGUUCAGACCCAAUACCAGAGUCUGUGUCAGCUCCUGCAGCAGCAGGUUGCGAGCCACGACCUCCGCUUCCUGACCUUGGACGCCCUCGUCGAACUCUGCGCGUUGCCGGACUUCCUGCCGCUGCUCUUCAUCCGCUUCGACUGCGACGUCCGAGCGCCUCACGACCUCUGCGCUCAGGUCGUCGCGCUCCUCGUCUUUCUGCUUCUCUCUCCCGCGGCGCCUCCCCUUCCCUCCCUCGCGCGCCUGCAGCAGUACCUUCAGACGGUCGGAAGGCCCCGCGACGACGGCCUGCUCGCUGCUGGCGACGAAGGCCUCGCGGCUCUGCAUGCCGCGAACUCUCGGCUCUUGCCCCCCUUUCGCGGCGUCUACCGGACACCGGCCUUCGUCACGCUCGCUCAAGACGCAGCGGCGCAGUGCUCGCCGCUCUGCGUCGCGCCAGAGGCUCGAGUGCGGCUCCGCGCGGUGCAGAAAGAGCGUCCUGAGGAGGCCGCCGCGACCUGCGAGAAGAAGAAAGGCGAGAGGGAUGUGGACCCUUUCUUCGGGACUCGGAGGAACUACUCCGCCCUCGCGGUCGAGAUGCGGAGACGCCUCGCCGCUGCCGAGACAGAGGCCGAACGCGGGGGUCUGCUCUUCGACUUUGGGAGACCGCACGCGGCCACAGAGCUGAAUCGCCUGGCUCUCCGCGGCAUUCUCGAAGUCCUUGCCCUCGCCGUCGCCAGGCUCGAGCAGCGGAGACGCGCCGCAGCCCAGAACCGAGAAAACAACAGAGAGAAGAACCGAGAAAAGAAGGUCGGGAAGUCCAUGCAGAGGAAGGCGUCUGGGGAAGAAGGCCGAGACGGCAGUGCAGACGAACGCAGCGGCGAGACUGCAGAAACAGAGGAAGUGGAGGAUAUCGAAGAGGUGGAGGAAAGAGAAGAACUGGAGGAAAGAGAAGAGAGCGAACAAGACAGGAGGAGUGCGGCGGCGGAGUCCGUUGCUCAAACCAUCAUCGCUGGCGGAAAAGCCUCCGCUGCGACCGCCUUCGCCAUCGUCCAGCCUUUCAGCCGUCUCUGUGAGAGACGCGAAAGAAAGAGACGUCUUGAGGCCGCCGCCGCUAUUUUCAACGCAAAUCCCAAGCACUUCAUUCCGCACUUGGAGGAGUUGGAGCUCUUGCCCUCCCCGGCGACGCCCCGCGCCGUCGCGGCUUUUCUGCGAGACACGCGCGGCCUCGACUUGGUGAAAGUUGGAGAGUACCUCGCACAAAACAAAGAAUGGAAUAAACAGGUCUUGGUCGAGUUCCUGGCGACUUUCGCUUUUGCCUCUGUUUCUCUUGUUGAGGCCUUGCGGACGCUCCUCGCUUCUUUUCGCCUUCCGGGAGAGUCCCAGCAGAUCGAACGCAUCAUGGAGGCCUUUGCGGGAGAGUAUUUUCACCAGCAGCCGUUUGUCACGCGGCCCGAGCUUCCCGGACAACUCGCAGAAAUGGAGCUCUUCGCCGCGUCCGCGCAAAAAGAGAAAGAAGGCGAGAGACAGAAAGACAAGAGAAAAGAGACAGAAGACCCGCGGUUCGGAAUUCCACGCUGGGUUGUGAGUGAAGCAGCUUUCUGGAGGCUCGCAGAAGAGGAAGAGAGUGACGGGAGUGGACUCGGCGACGACGAAGAUAAACUGGUGGAGGCGCUGGAAUUGCCAAGGAGACGCUCCUCCGUCGAUUUUGACUUCCCAAACGAGGAUGGACUCGUGAAGUCCCAAGACACAAUUCGUCAACACCUCACAAAGAAACUCAAACAAUUCACCCCGGAUAACCCGCCGCGGGGUUACGUGACGUUUGAGCACCGGGAUACGGUGUUUGUGUUGUCUUACUCGAUUGUGAUGCUGAACACCGAUUUGCACAACUCGCAAGUGAAGGUGAAGAUGAAUGUGGAGCAGUUUCUUCGCAACAACCGAGGCAUCAAUCAGGGAAGGAGUCUGCCGGUGUUCUUCCUGACGGAGAUUUACUUGUCGAUUCGCGACGACGAAAUUCGGAUGAGGAACGCAGCGUCGCCACACACUCGCGGCGCGGUGUCUGGACAGAGCGACGGCGUCGCCUUCUCAGGUGGGCGAGAAGAGUCCCUCCAGGCCAAGUUCGCAGUCUCUCGCAGUUCACGGCGGAAGCCUGGUGCUUGCCCCUCUGCAGCGCGCAGAGGUCGAGACAAAAGCUCUCACGCUUCUUCUCUCUUCCACUUCCUCCAUAAACGCGAGAAGCGAGAGCGACGAAGAAGCUCAGCCUCUUCAGAGCUCCUCUCGGCGCGGUCUUCGCUCUCCUGCGCAAAGAGCCAGUCCACAGGCGUUCCCUCCAGUGCCGGCGAAACCAAGUCCAGUCACUCAGACAAAUCGAGGCCUGCGGAGACCAGACGCGGCGGAGAGAGAGGUAUCUGUUCGGCUGCUUGUGCAGAAGGGAACGCCGUUGGAGAUCUGGUGUUUGAGAAGCAGCGUGCGACUCAAACGUCUCUGUGGUCUCCUUCGUCUUGGGGAAGUGGAGACGGCGAAGAGGCGCCGCGGAUCGUGUUGGAGGCCGAGCUGGAUGCGUUGUUCUUCUUCACUUUCUGGGAGCAAGGCGUCUUCGACGCGCUCCGAGGCGUCCUCGAGUCCUCCACGGACAUCUCCCUCGUGGAGGCUGCCCUGUCUGGCGUUCUCCUUCUCGCGAAACUGGCAAUCGCUCUCGGCUUCUCUCAGGCGCUGAACGUGAUCGUCGUCGAACUCUGCGCCUACGUCGACCUCUCCAUGGGGUUGCUCUCGCAGGCUGUGCUUCCCGUCCUCUUUGAGAUUCUGAGGCCUCCGCAGCUGCAGACAAGGCAAGCAGCUGGUGCUCAGCGCGCGCGCGAGCGAGAAACCGACGCAUCCUGCGCAAGCCAAGAGAGAGAGCAAGCCUGUGCAGAUGGCGAAGGCCUCCCAGGUACUGGCCUGGGCGGCUGCGCGCUGCUCCGCGAAGAGGGCUGGGCCGCGUUUCUGGAAGUGCUUCUGAAGUUCUUUUCUCUUGGGUUGUUGCCGCCGUCGCUGGCGAAUCUUCAGGACUUCUGCGACGCACAGGGGCACCCUCUGCCGAGACUCUGCGCACUGUCGCCCCCCGCCUUCGCGGCGCCAGCGCAUGCCCGGAAAAAAGGCGGACGCCGCGGCUGGCUCGGAGACCUCACGAACCUUCUCUUCGCCUUCGCCGACACCGACGAAGACAGCGAAGGCGAAAACGGCGAAGAGGAGCCCGGCCGCGCGAGUUUAACUGCGGCGCAGCAGCAACAGAUCGUCGCCAGUGUCUUGGGCGAGGAUGGAGCCUCCACCUGUUUCUCGCCCUCUCUGUUUGACAAGCUGUGUCUUCUCCGCUGUGGCACAACCUUCUCCUUUCUCCCCACGACGCUGCCUCCGCCGCUGAGUGUCGAGCGCUCCAGUCUCUCUUCGGAGCUUCCACAGUCCGAGAGUUCAGGUCCUCACAAGUUUCCUCAACCUCUCGGCCUCGUCGCCGCCAGUCAGGGACGCAGUGUCGAGGAGGCGGAGGGGAGAGACGGUGGAGAGAAACAACGUCGCGCGCAGCGAGAAGCGAGCGAGAGGGAAGAACGGGAGAGACAGCUGGCGCUGGUCGCCCCCUUCUUCAGAUUCAAAGCUGUCUUGGAGCGAUGCUUCAAAUUCGACCAACUACUUUCACAAAUCUUCACUUCGCUUCCUCCGGCGGCGGCGCUGCCUCUCGCAAGCGUCCUCGUGCUGCACACUCUGCCUCUUUCAUCUUUUCCCCCGUCCGCUCCCUCUCUCUCCGACUCUCCUCCUGCGUCAGGAGAUCCUGCGCGCGCGUCUUCUUCUCUCGCUGCUGUGGCGGCUGGCGAUUCUUCUUUCCUCGAGUCGCCGAACGCGUACUUUCCCUAUCCGCGACUCUCGGCUUUUCCGCCGUCCAUCCCGCUCGCGGCGCUCGACCGCGGCGUCCCUGGGCUUCUCGUCCCUUCCCUGGGCGGACUCAGCAGUCCUCGCGCGGCGGUCUCUGCGAGUGCGGUCGGCGCCUCGCCGUCGGGAGACGCGGCAGAGCCUGUCGCGCCGCGCCUCGCAACUUUGCGCGAACUGUGGGCCGCCGCGCCGAGAGCCGCGGGUCCUCGAGGCCCCGAGGAGACCCUCCGAGAGACAGACGCGGGGGCGCUGUGUGGGGCGAGCAUGGCCGAGGACGUGCGACGCUUCCGAACCGUCGGAGACCGCGCGUUUGCGCUCGAAAUCUUUGGAUUCCUCGUCGCAGAUCAAGGCCUCCUGCUGGUCGACCCCUGCGCGCGAGACUCGCGGGCAGAAGGGGAGGCCGAGCGCGAAGAACAGGAGACCGAGAGAGACGCGCAGAGAGAGAAGGAAAGAGAGGACAAGAGUGGACAGGGGACUGGAGAGGAAAACGGAGAGGACAGCUUUGCUGGGGAAGAGGUGGCGGACAGUGAAGAGGCUUCCAAAACAGAGUUCCUGGAGGAACUGUCGACCCAGGAGUUGGUCUGGCUCCUCUGCAACACCCACUUGAACGUCUUGCUUCGCCGCUAUGUGAUCGCAGCGGCCGCAGAGACCGUGCAGCCGCCGCUUGUCGCCAUUGAGGACGCCGUCCGUCUCCGGCGAGCGAAGAGAGAGACGAGAGAGAACAGAGAGGCCCCGGAAGCAAGACAGCGACUGGAAAGAGAACAAGGCGCACUCGUGAGACAGAUGCUCGCUUCCUGGGGCAGGCAGCUCUCCGUAGAAACGCCCGCGUGUCUCGACAGAGAGGAACUGCUUUUCAUCGAGCGGCUGAUGGUCGCGGCGCUGCGUCUGGUGGCAGAGUUCCUUCCCAUCGGCGCCUGUCUCGGUGACCGUCCGAAGUGUACAGACACCCUGGAGGCGUGGAUCGAGCCGUCCGUCCUCCACCUUCUCGCCCUCAUCGUGCACCUCCACCCCAACGUCUACAUGCUUCAGACGGAGAGAAUCAGUGCCGCGCUUCAGCUGUUGACGUCGCCGGAGUGUCUCGCCUCGCUUCGGUCGCCGCUCGCGGUGGAUGUCUUCCUUGGAAUUCUCCAACGCACAAUCCCUCUCCCGCCCUUCUUGCCGCCCUCAGCGCUCCCCGCCUCGCUGCUCCGUCAGCAGCCGCAGCAACUCGCCGCAGGCGCCGCAGACUUCCUCGCUCUCUGGCUCGAAUCCCCAGGGGCGCUCCUCGAGGCUGCCCGGCCGGGCCACUUCCAGGGCUGCGUCCAGACGCUGCUCGCGCUGAGUGUACAUACACCCCAGCUGGCCCUCCUGAAGCCGGGCGCGGGGCUCGCGGGGCCGCGGGAGCUGGAGGGGCGCGAGUGCGGCGGGGCCUCUACGCCCCACGCGGGCCUCCGCUGGGGCUUUCGGCGCCUCGCGGGCCCCCAUCGGAGACCCGCGGGGGGGGCAGAGGCCCCAAGUGGGGACCUGGGCUCGGCCUUCGUCGCGAAUCUGCAGGCGCUGAAGAUGCUCAGCGACCUCCCGGGUGCAGUCGCAGCCGCAGAGAGGCGCGAGGCCGAACGAGGCUGCGCGCGGGCUUGGCUCGACGCGGAAGAAACCGCCGUGAUGUGGGUGAAGGUGCUCCAGGCGCUCGCGAUUUGCUGCGCCUUUGGACCGAAACCCGUGCGGGUGAAAGCUCUCGGGCUCCUGCAGCAGCACCUGGUCCGCGCAUCGUCGCCUCUGCCGGCGUCUGUUGAGCCUGAAGACUCGUCGACUUCCGAAGAUGCUGCUGGCGGACCUUCACUUCUGCAGACCGUGAUGACGAGCCCUGCAGUAUGGCGCCUUGUCCUCCAGGAAGCUCUCUUCCCGCUCCUGACCUACGGCUUCCAGUACCCGUACGAAGCUCCGGCGCGAGGGGCCAAAGAGAGCCGCGGCGCGGAGACAGCGACGAGACGCCUGCCAAAGACAGCGAGGCACCCGCGGGAGGCAGGACCUUCGGACCAGAGCGAGGGCGAAAGUGGUGAGACAGAGGAGGCGAAAGCCGUCGCGGAAAGUCCGUACACCUUCCCGGCGGAAAGCCGAGCGACGCGGCCGCAUGCGUGGAUGGCGGUGCCUCUCGGCAGACGAUACACACUCGAGGCAGCAAUUGCCGCUCUCGGGGCCGAGGAAAUUCUGCAGCGACGGGCGGCUUCGGCGAGUCUUGUGUGUCGCCUUUUUCUCUCUCACCUGGAUUUUCUUCUUCAACCACUCAACCCUGUCUCGCGUUCCUCGAACGAGCGCGACGAAGAUCGAGAGGGUGAAGAAAGUGCGCUGCCCCUCCUCGGUCUUGUCGGAGAUCAAAUACUUAGCCACUUUGGAGGCAAUUUCGAGGCCGCGCAUGCAGCGGCGACCUCUGGAGGCCUGCGUCUGCUGCUGCCCCCCCUCGUCCAGUUCCUCGAGCUCCUCGUUGCACAAGCCAGCGCUGCGCCACUAGUGUUCUGUGACGCUUUUUUGGAAAAUUUGAAGAACACACUUUUGGUGGUGCUGACCUCGCCCGCAGUGGCCAGGGCCUCGACGGAGGGGACAGUGGAGCUGCCGCCGCCGACUGCAGCGGACUUUGAUUUUCCUGUGGAGGAGAAAGCAGAGGAGAAAGACGGAGACAGAGAGAAAGACGGAGAAGCGAAGGAACAAGACGAGAAAGCGGACGAAGAGGGUGGAGCGGACGCGCAGGGACGCACGAGAAAACGAGUGGGGGCUCGCAGUCAAGUCGGGUCGCCUGCGUUCUUUGAUGCGGCGCUGCAGCAGUUAUCCAAGAGCCAGCAGCUGCUCAUUGUCAUUGCUCACCAAAUUAUCUCUCCGUCCUUCCCGUAUCUUGUGAAAGACCUCUUGGCAAUUAUCCUGCCGACGAUACUUCCUCGCUCGAGCGUGGCAGCGUCCCCGUCGGCGUCGUUCAGAACCGCAGAGGAACAAACCUCGUUGGGCCAGGCUCUGGGAGACAGCGAACUGCAUGCGCCGGUUCGGCCCGAGGAAACCGGGACGUCGGAGGGAGUGCAAGACGGAGACGCGGUCGGAGAGGACUCCAGAAGCACGGAGAGAGAAGAAGACACGAGAAGAUAUCCACAGGAUCGACCGCCAACGCCGCCACCGCCCCCGCCUCCGCCCCGGCCCCCUUCCUUAGGGACUCCCCCAGAUCUCGGAGUGAAGCCCCGGGAGAGUGUGGGCGGAGCGACGCCAGGAGACCAAACAGAGAGUCCUAAAAAAGGGAUAGACGAGGAAAAAAGGUAUGAAGAGCGCGAUGUUGGGGAGGGGAGCUUGUGCACCAUCGAGGCGGGACAGACUGCUGACGGCGAGGAAGGGGCAGAGAAAAAAGAGUUGCACAGAGGCCGUGCACAAGAUGCCGAGGGGACACUGCCACCUGAGGUUCCACAAAAGGAGGAAGGAGAGGGAAGAGGAACAGAGACACGGAACGAAGUUGAUGUAAAUAGUCAACAUAGACCAGGGGAAGAAAACAAAGAGUCGAAACAACAUCCGCGGCCGCGAAGCUGGCGGGAGACGUUCUUCGGGGCAGGCGCUGCAGCUGCAGCAGCCGCCUUGGGAAGGGAAGUCUCUUGGACGGACCAAGCUCCGGAUGGCAGGGGACAGAAUUCUUAGAUUCAGGAACACGAGGACGAAAAAGUUGGAAGCAGUUGUGAACGUCUUCGAGAAGCUGUCAGGCGGCAGACAUAAAUGAGGAAGCGGAUGGCUGCGGUGUAACUCAACGAAAGGGGGAAGGGACGUCGCAGCGGAAGGAAAAGGAGGGUUACUUUCUCGUUUGUUACCGGGGGGACAGCGUUCAAGAACUGGAAUCUGCAGUCACUUCUGACGCAGAACAACGUCAGUGUGCUGCCGCGCUUCGGGGAUAGUUGCCUGUGUCGAAGUUGGGGGUUGCCGGAAAGAGAAUGUAGGACGUGUCAGCUUGGGGAACAUUAAGUCACCAUAGUAAAAGGAUCAGUUUUUCACCAGUACAGGAUGAUAGGACCCACUGCAAACACCAGACGGCAAGAAUGUUGCGUUGACGAAGGGUCGCCUGAUGGCAGUGUACUAGGCUGUGCUGAUUUGGAGCCACAUGUUUGCGGCCUGACACGCGACAAUGCGGAAUGCUCUGCAUCUUACCUCAUGCCAAUCCUGGCUUGUGCAUUCUGUGUGGUUAUCUGUGGUCUAGUUCUGUUUUUUUCCCUCAGUGCGACUUAUGAAAACCAGUUACCCUUUCGAACUUGUGCUCUGGAACGCAUCCAGAGCUCUCAAACUUUUCGUGACGUCUAAUUCUGCCGGUUGUUG
This is a messenger RNA of Toxoplasma gondii ME49, 10551 nucleotides long. RefSeq names its product Sec7 domain-containing protein. Gene Ontology annotation, molecular function: guanyl-nucleotide exchange factor activity. The record is from RefSeq and is a predicted model, not a curated record. Gene Ontology annotation, biological process: regulation of ARF protein signal transduction. Bases 1 to 9885 code for a protein of 3294 amino acids. NCBI's taxonomy places the organism in Eukaryota, Apicomplexa, Conoidasida, Eucoccidiorida, Sarcocystidae. The transcript has 11 exons.